Messenger RNA from Microtus ochrogaster (prairie vole), 1644 nucleotides. RefSeq names its product ring finger protein 223 (gene Rnf223). The record is from RefSeq and is a predicted model, not a curated record. Gene Ontology annotation, molecular function: ubiquitin protein ligase activity. Bases 1 to 1113 code for a protein of 370 amino acids. Lineage: Eukaryota; Metazoa; Chordata; Mammalia; Rodentia; Cricetidae. Gene Ontology annotation, biological process: protein ubiquitination. The transcript is spliced from 7 exons.
AUGAUGCACCAGGCAAGCAGAGUGUAUCAGGGACUUGCAGCCAAGUCGGUAGCCGUGGUGGUGAGGCCUGUUAUCAGGACACUCCUUGUCCAUCAACUCUUUGACCAACACUUCUACUGUGUCACCUGGGCAAAGCUUCUUGAGAUUCCCUCUUUCCAAGAACACCUGAUCCUUCCUGAAGUCUGGAGCAAGCAGGACAAGGAGUUCCCCAAAGGCAGCAGGGUGCUGGAGCAGCAGCAGAUGAGGGUUUUGCAUGAAGCGAUUACAUCGUACCUUCCAUUCCCACGUACACAGAAGAGGUGCGCCAGCUGGACCGGUACCGCAGAAGGCUGUUGGCUGCUGGCCUGUGGAGGAACACCUGCCAGGUGGAGCAGAGGCUGGGCCGGACCUGAAGGAGGGGGAACAAGUCAGCCUAGAAGCACAGAGCUUUGCUGUGACCAGGGAAGAGGAUCAUGCUCAGGAAUUGCUGACUCCUGGCUACCAGCUCAGCAUCAUGUCAUCAGGCCCGCAGGCUAUGACAACAUCUUCAAGACACCCAAGGAGCUCUCCUGUACUCAUGUCUUCUGCCUUGAGUGUUUGGCUAGGCUGGCAGCUGCCCAGCCUGCAGGCCGUCCUGGCAGAGAAGCUGUACCCUGCCCGUUCUGCCGGCAGCCCACCACUGUACCUGCUGCUGGGGCUCCUGGGCUGCGCACCAGCCGUCAACUGCAGGCCAAGAUGCCAGUGCACUUGCAGAGAGAGGAGCCCGUGUGGCUUGAGGGCACCAAACUGUGUUGCCGCCCCUUGUCCACCACUUCUGGCCAAGGGGCCAGUGACUUUGUGUGUGUGGAUGUAGGCCUAAGCAAACCAGCGGAACCCACACUGCCUGUACCUAUCCAGGACCCCCCUGAACCCAGGCGAGGCUGGCUGGCCCGUUGCUGGACACGGUUUGGAGACUGGCGUCAGGUAGCACUGGUUUCUGUGCUGUUGCUGUUGCUAUUUUGUGUGGUCCUCUGGCCUGUGCACUGUGCAUUCAAAACUGGAAAUCUGCGCUGCAUUAACCGGCCAUCUGUAGUCACUGCUGCUGUCACUUCAACUACUGACACGCUCUUUUUUGGGCUCCUAGCCAACAAAUAGGGUCAACACUUAGUCCAGGCCAACUGUCCUGCUUGCUCCAUGGAUGGAUCCUGACCUAACAAGGUCAAGGACACAGCAGCUUUGGGAGUUGGUUUCCCAGAACCAAAGACACGUAUGUGUCCCUCACUCUCUAGGGCUAGGUGCCAAUAGGAAGAAAAAGGUCUUCAAAGCCUCUAAGAAAUACAGGCGUCUAAGGGCUCCAGAAACUGCCCUCUGACCCUGCCAUACAGAUGGGGAAAGGAACCCAGGACCUUCCUAGACACACCGAAGUCCCCAAAAGGCAGAAGUUUGCCGUCCUUCCUUUUAAUUAAAUUUAUUUAUUUUAUACCCUGACUGAAGUUUCCUCCCCCGCUCCUUUCUUUCUCAAGACAUUUUACCAGGGUCUUUCCUAGUUCCUUUCUUUGGGAAGGGCUGGACCCUUCCACUCAGUGGGGACGCUGAGCAGCUAGUUCUCUUAAUAAGAGUGACAAUGGAAAGGUAGGGCACCUCUGCCCAUUCACAGCAGGGACGUGUCUUCUGUCUCUGGCCAUU